Chiloscyllium plagiosum (whitespotted bambooshark) is the source of this 2004-nucleotide messenger RNA. RefSeq names its product G1/S-specific cyclin-D1-like. NCBI's taxonomy places the organism in Eukaryota, Metazoa, Chordata, Chondrichthyes, Orectolobiformes, Hemiscylliidae. The record is from RefSeq and is a predicted model, not a curated record.
GUUAGUGUGGGGACAGAUCAAGCUAUAUCAGGGAGCCCCCGAGGCAGCAGCUGAAGCUGAAGCUGGAGUAGGGAUGGAGGCUGACAGGACAGUGUUGUGCUCUGAGUCGUCAAGGGUCUGCCAAGCACGACCAGACCCCUGUCUGCUGCAGGCACGGGUGCUGACAAAGCUGCUGGAGACAGAGGAGAGGUAUCUGCCGAACACGGGGGCGUUUCUAUCGCUCCAGCCGGAGAUUCAGCCCCACAUGAGGAGCAGGCUGGCCUGCUGGAUGUUGGAGGUUUGUGAAGAGGAAGGCUGUGAGAAGGAGGUGUUCCCUCUGGCGAUAAGCUACCUCGACCGGUUCUUAUCGGCAGUGCCAUUGGAGAAGUCAAGGCUGCAGUUGCUCGGCUCGGCUUGCCUGCUCCUGGCCUCUAAGCUCAGGGAAACACAGCCGCUGUCCAUAAACAGUGUGUGCGCCUACACUGCCCACUCAUCCAGGCCUGGGGAACUGCGGACAAUGGAGCUGCUGCUUUUGAAUAAACUGCAUUGGGACAUCGCAGCCCCAACUGCCUUGGAGUUUGUGGAGCAUUUAAUACGAGCCACAAGCCUGGCAAGGGUCAAAGAGCAAGUUGUCCGAAAGCACACAGAGACUUUCAUCUCACUCUGCGCAAUAGAUUGUGAGUUUACCUCAUAUCCACCGUCCGUGAUUGGGGCAGCCAGCCUUGUUGCCGCAAUAACCGGCCUCCAUGAUGGGCAGAAUGAACAUUGCCUUGUGCACCGGGAGCUGACUGAUCACCUUGCACACUCCAUCCACUGUGACCCGGAGUGUUUGCGAACCUGUCAGGAGCGACUGGAGGCCGCGCUUCAGGCCUGGUUACAGCAGUCCCGUUGCCGCGCUCCGCCUCGUGCCGCCAAGUCUGGGGAGCGGGAACGUUCUCGAACCCCCACCGACAUCCGGGACAUCAGGCUAUGACGAGAUGCCCAGGCGGAUUGGGCUAGACGUGAGCGGGACCUGGACCUGGACUCUCAACGGAGAGGGAGGUCGGAGACCCCUCUGUUUGUACUCGGCUGUGAGUGGGAACAACCCCGGGGGCAAUCUUCCUCAUGGGUCUCAGAUAAUCGUCAAGGAGUCAAGGCCGGUGAGAACCAACUCAUUGACCGGGAAAAUGAGGGAGACUGGGGCCACCGGUGACAGGAUGGGGUGGCCAUUCAGCCCAUCUGAACUGCUCCUCCAUUCACACCCAUCUCGUCAAGUCCAUUUUUCUGCCUCCUUUCCAUUCUGCCCAUUCCCAGCCCAACAAGAAAUCUAUUAUCUCAACCAUGAACGUGCCAGGCCACUCCGUUAGUUUUAAAUGAACACUUGAAAUGCUGCAGCAUACAAGGCUCUGGUGGUGGUGCCCCUACCUCUGAGCCAGGAGACUGGGGUUCAAAUACCACCUACUCCCAGAGGAGUGUGAUAACAUCCCUAAACAGUUAGGUUCGAAAAUAUCUACAAGGUUAUUGUCCAAGUGCUGGAAAAUGGGAUUGGAAGAGAGAUGCUUCAUGACCAGAAUGGACAUGGGCCAAAGGCAUUUUUACUGUGCUGUAAAAUUCUAUGACUCUAUUAGUCCACUACAACUGGAGUGGACUCGAUGGGAUGAAUGGUUUCUUCCUGUUGCCUGUAAUCCAGUCUCUCUCUUUCUCAUCCUUGUUUUAAGACUGUAUCCAUUGAUUAGGGAACCAUAUGUAACAGGGAUCCGAGGCCUGUGAGGCAGGUAGCAGUUGUCAAUCAUCCUUUGACAUCAACUGUGGAAACCGUUAAAUGGUUCCUUCAGCUAUUUCAUUAUUAUUUAACUAUUUAUUUUCAAUUGUUUUAAUUUAAGUGCCUGUAUUUAAGUUAACAUUUAAUGUCAGAUUUAUUCAUCGUUUAAUAAAAUUCACUGAUCUCAUUUCCCAAAUGUCUACCAAACUCACUGAACUGGUGCAUUCGACCGAACUUGGUCUGUUCCCUUGUCAGUUGGUUUCCUUGACUUUUUACUCCCUCAC